Molecule: messenger RNA, 878 nt
Organism: Morone saxatilis (striped sea-bass)
Lineage: Eukaryota; Metazoa; Chordata; Actinopteri; Moronidae
Gene: cbx1b
Product: chromobox homolog 1b (HP1 beta homolog Drosophila)
Exons: 6
Coding region: 204-809 (201 amino acids)
Biological process (GO): negative regulation of transcription by RNA polymerase II; chromatin organization
Cellular component (GO): pericentric heterochromatin; nucleus
Molecular function (GO): chromatin binding
Source: RefSeq, a predicted model, not a curated record
UCACAUACCAGACGGAGGGGCGGAAACGGGCUCAUUGCACUGUGGUGAAGCUAGCGGUUUCUGCAUUUUGACAACAAAAAAAAUACUUAAUUUAUCACUGUGAAUUUGUUGUUUUAUUUCGAUCCGGGUGGAACUUUAAAAACAAAUAAUAAUAAUAAUAAAUUGUAAAAUCACCGGAACCUGCUGGUCCCCAGGUCUACCUGAUGAGUAUGAGCCUGACUACAGAACCCCCUAACGAUGGUCCCACUGUUACAGAAGCGGAGAGCAAAAUGACUUCACCUGAGAAGAAGGAGAAGAAGCCAGAUGACGUGCCGGAGGAAGAGGAGGAGGAGGAGGAAUACGUGGUGGAAAAGGUCCUGAAUCGGCGGGUGGUCAAAGGGAGAGUAGAGUAUCUCCUCAAGUGGAAAGGCUUCUCUGAGGAAGAUAACACGUGGGAGCCAGAAGACAACCUGGACUGUCCAGAUUUGAUUGCAGAGUUUCUGCAGUCCCAGAAAUCAGCACACGAUGGAAAGAGGAAGGCAGCCGGAGAGGCAGAAGGAGAUGAAAGUAAAACGAAGAAGAAAAAAGACGAUACAGAGAAGCUAAGGGGCUUUGCUCGAGGGCUGGAUCCAGAAAGGAUUAUUGGUGCCACUGACUCCACAGGAGAACUCAUGUUCCUCAUGAAAUGGAAAAACUCUGACGAAGCCGACUUGGUUCCCGCGAAGGAGGCCAACGUGAAGUGUCCGCAGGUGGUCAUCUCUUUCUACGAAGAGAGACUCACUUGGCACUCAUAUCCCACCGAAGACGAGAAAAAAGACGACAAAAACUAACACAGGGCGAAGGGGCGGGGGAACAGAAAGAAACUGUAGUUUUGAACUUCAUUGUACUUUCGACAGGGG